Molecule: messenger RNA, 1317 nt
Organism: Dioscorea cayenensis subsp. rotundata (Guinea yam)
Lineage: Eukaryota; Viridiplantae; Streptophyta; Magnoliopsida; Dioscoreales; Dioscoreaceae
Product: AAA-ATPase At3g28510-like
Molecular function (GO): ATP binding; ATP hydrolysis activity
Source: RefSeq, a predicted model, not a curated record
ACUAGGGACCUUGUUGAUCUUGAGGCAAUACUUUCCACGCCACCUCAACAUCUAUUUCUCCAAAUACUUUGAAAAAUUUAUCACUCUCAUCUAUCCAUACCUAGAGAUCAGCUUCCCUGAAUACGUCGGUCUACGGCUAAAACGCAGCGAUGCGUAUACUGCCAUUGAGUCGUCCCUCUCAAGCUCCACCUCUGAGCAUGCAAAACGUCUCAAAGCGGAGAUGGGCCAUGGCAGCGACAAGCUCAUACUCAGCAUGGAUGAUAACGAAGAGAUCACUGAUGAGUUCCAUGGUGUCAAGGUCUGGUGGUUUUCGAGCAAGAUCACAAGACAUAACAUUUCCUUCUACCGGCUUGUGGAUGAAGAUAAAAGGUAUUAUCGUUUGAGGUUUCAUCGGAGACAUCGAGCACUAAUCAAUGAAGCUUAUCUUCUUUUUGUUAUCCAACAAGGGAAGGCCAUUGGUGUGGAGAAUAGGCAGAGAAAGCUCUACACUAACAGUUCAAGCUUUGACUACAAUGAGCUCAAGAAGUUGGAUUGGAGUCAUGUCCCGUUUGAGCAUCCAGCCACCUUUGAAACCCUAGCUAUAGACUCUCAGAUGAAGAGUGAGAUAGUGAAAGACUUGGUGAAGUUUAGCAAGAGCAAGGAGUACUAUGCCAAGAUUGGGAAGCCAUGGAAGAGAGGUUACUUGCUUUAUGGUCCUCCAGGGACUGGUAAGUCCACUAUGAUUGCUGCCAUGGCUAACUUGCUGGAUUAUGAUGUUUUUGAUCUUGAGCUUACUGGAGUGAAGGACAACAGUAUGUUGAGGAAGCUCUUGUUGAAUACAACCGGCAAGUCAAUAAUUGUCAUCGAGGAUAUUGAUUGUUCUUUGGAUUUAUCAGGGAAACGAAAACCUGGGGGAAACCAGAACGAGAACAAGGAAGAGGAAGAAAAGAAGGCCGCCAUGGGUGGUCCUCCUGGUAAGGAUGAGAGUAAGGUUACUUUAUCAGGGUUGCUUAACUGUAUUGAUGGAUUAUGGUCUGCAUGUGGUGGAGAGAAGGUGAUUGUUUUCACUACCAACCAUAUUGAGAAGCUUGAUCCUGCAUUGAUAAGGAGGGGAAGGAUGGAUAAGCAUAUUGAAUUGGGAUACUGUGAAUAUGAAGGGUUUAAAGUGCUGGCUAAGAAUAUCUUGGAGUGGAAUCUCAUCAUUUGUUUGAGGUUAUUCAUGAGUUGUUGGAGGAGAAGAAUAUCAGCCCUGCUGAUGUGGCUGAGAGUUUGAUGCCAAAGGAGGAGGGUAAGGAUCAAGUUGAUGUUUGCUUGGAAAAACUUGUUAAUGUUCUGAAA